GAAUUUCCGUUGGAGGUCCGGCAAGAAGCGAUCGGAUUUUUUAGCAAGGAAAGAACCUCAACUUUCUGCUCUUGAUCUCGAGCUCUGCAGAGGGAUGAUGAGGAGCAUGGAUAAGCGGCUGAAGGGCGAGUCUCUUCGAAACGAUACAACCACGCGAUUGGAGGGAGAGAAUUCUCGGUUGGGUGAAACGCAAGGCAUAAUGGCUGAUAUGGACGCCAUUGGGAGCAAGAGGAAGCGAUCUGAAGAGGAAUCUCCUGUGAAGCAACAAACCGAGCUUAACUGUAUCUGGGAUGCAGAAUUAAAGUCAGAUUUCGCAGAUCUUGUUUGGUACACGAUGAUUCUGCAACGCAAUUUGAACGUUGACAAGUACAAGGAAUUCCUCCAGAUUAUGAACGGUGUACGGCAAAGAAGGAUAUCUCGAGUUGUGGCUGUAAAGAAGGUGAAAGAGUUGCUCCGUGAACAUCCUAGGUUACUUUUGGGCUUCAGUGACUUCCUAACCAAGGGAUUGGAUGAAACUGAUCUUUCCAUCACUAUGAAAGGACCAGACUAUGAGGAUUGUUCAUCUUUCUUUCUCAAAAUAAAGAGUCGUUUCUCUCGUAAAGAUAAAAAGUGGAAGUCAUUUAAGAAAAUUAUGAGCUUAUAUAUUAAUAAAAAAUGGUCCAUUGAUGGAGUAAUCCAGGAGGUGAUAAUGCUUUUUCAGGGCCAUGAUGACUUGGUCGAACAAUUCAUUUCUUUCAUACCUAGUUGGUUCGAAAAAGUAGCUGCUAAAGAUUGGCCUCUUUCUGAAUAUGCUGGCCUUUAUGGGAUCAGAGAUAUAGAAAGUCCUUGUUAUUAUUGUCUUCUGCACUCAAUUCCUCGGUCAAGUCAAGCGGCUAGUCUUGAAGCAUCUGUAAUAAAUCAUCGGCUGAUCUGUGUAGCACCUGGAAAUGCUUCUGAAACUUUUGAGUUGAGAAGAAAAAGCAUAUAUGAAGAAUGCCUAUUGAGAUGCGAGGAUGAUAGAUACGAGCUGGAUAUGCUUUUGAGAAAGCUGGCUUCAACUGCAAAGAAAGUGGAUAGUUUACUGGAGAAGUUCCCCACUGACAAAAUUGGCCCAGGAACUGCAUUUGUUGUUGAAUCUCACUUCACUGCUGAAGAUUUGAGAUGUAUACAACAGCUUUACAGCGACUUUGGAUCAGAAGUCAUUUGUCUUCUACGUACAAAUGGAAGCAUCAUAUUGCCUAUUAUACGAAAUCGUUUACAACAAAAGCUAGAGGAAGGGUCAAGAAAGCGAGUGGGCUUGGAAAAGGUUUGGGCUAAAGUUGUUGGCGAGUAUCAUCUGAAAUCACAAGUUGAUGGAAGCUAUUAGAGGAACCAGAAAGACAACUCAAGGGUGGGAAGGAAGUUUCAACUAUAUCAGAUUUCGGUCUGAUCGGCCUGAGUUAUCUUCCUUUUUUAUGAUCUUGUGAUAAGAUCACACAUUACGGACAUGGUCUAAUUUAUUCACCUUCUUUUGGGUGUUUACAUGAAGAUUCUACUGACGUUACCUACGCUACAUCGUCAAACAGAUUUAACUCUCGAGCAAUCAAUCAUUAAGG
This is a messenger RNA of Zingiber officinale, 1574 nucleotides long. Its product is annotated as paired amphipathic helix protein Sin3-like 1. Gene Ontology annotation, biological process: negative regulation of transcription by RNA polymerase II. The record is from RefSeq and is a predicted model, not a curated record. Gene Ontology annotation, molecular function: transcription corepressor activity. Gene Ontology annotation, cellular component: histone deacetylase complex; chromatin. Bases 95 to 1345 code for a protein of 416 amino acids. The transcript is spliced from 9 exons. NCBI's taxonomy places the organism in Eukaryota, Viridiplantae, Streptophyta, Magnoliopsida, Zingiberales, Zingiberaceae.